UGUCCCCAAAUUGUCCCCUCAGUCUCGGACCUGGAGGCCGCCCUGGAGGCCGAGAAGAUGAAGGAGCCGCCACCAACAGCGGGUUUUCUGCCCUGCUCGCGGGGUUGGGAUUUUUUUGGGAAUUCCUGUUAUUUCUUCUCCGACGUCGCCGCCUCCUGGGAAAAUUCCCAAAUUUUCUGCCGGGCCCUGGGAGCGGAGCUGCUCCAGGUCGACGAUGCCGCGGAAAAGCUCCACGUCCAGGCCCAGCUCCGGGGCCCCUCCUGGAUCCGCGAGCUCGACCCCAAAUCCAGUUUGGAGAAGUGCGGGGCCGUGGGGCCGGACGGGCUCCGGGCCGAGUUUCCCUGCGGGACCCCCCUGAGCUGGGUGUGCGAGGAGCCCCUGUGAGCCCAAAAUCCCGGGAAUUCACCCCAAAUCGGGAAUGCACCGAAAAUCCCGGAAUUCACCCCA
Lonchura striata (white-rumped munia) is the source of this 447-nucleotide messenger RNA. NCBI's taxonomy places the organism in Eukaryota, Metazoa, Chordata, Aves, Passeriformes, Estrildidae. The record is from RefSeq and is a predicted model, not a curated record.